AUGCGCGAUGUCUUUUCAGAUGAGGCUUACGUUCAGCGCAUGAUUGAGGUUGAGACAGCACUUGCACGGGCGCAAUCGAAGGUUGGUGUGAUCGAGCCAGACGUUGGAGAUGCUCUCACACAAGCUAUGGCAGGUGUCAAGAUCGAAACGCUGCGCCUUAUGUCGGAGAAGUACCGCGACGUACCAAUGGCAGGCCGAACUCAUCUCCAACACGCUUUACCGUGCACAUUUGGCUAUAAGUGCGCAGUCUAUCUUUCCGGCAUGAUCCGCCACCUAGAGCGUCUCGGCGAGAUUGAGAAACGAUGUCUUUAUGUCCAAUUUGGCGGGGCUGCGGGAACUCUUGCGUCUCUUGGCUCGGAUGACAGCGGGAUCCGCGUCCGUGCCGAGCUGGCGAAAGAGCUUGGCCUUACAGAUCCGCCAAUUACUUGGCACUCGGUUCGAGACAAUGUAGCUGAGAUUUUGAAUUUCUUGGCGCUGGUGGGAGGCUCCCUUGGCAAGAUCGCGUACGAUCUUAUCGUCAUGUCCUCCAACGAGAUUGGGGAAGUCUCAGAGCCCUUUGUGCCUCACCGAGGGGCGUCAUCCACAAUGCCGCAAAAGAGAAAUCCGAUUUCGAGUGAGGUCAUAUAUGCUGCCUCCAAGCUACUCCGUUCCAAUGCGGCACUUGGGUUAGACGCUAUGGUCGUGGACUUCGAGAGAGCUUCGGGUCCUUGGCAUCUUGAGUGGGCAGCUAUCCCUUCUGCCUUCGUCCUUGCUGCAGGCUCUCUGCAUCAGACCGAGUUUGCUCUCAGCGGGCUGGUAGUAAACACCGGCAAUAUGCUUAACAAUCUCAACUCCACAAGGGGUUUGAUUGUCGGAGAGGCAGUGAUGAUGGCGCUCGCACCCUUUCUCGGUCGCCAGGCUGCCCACGACUGUGUCUAUGCGGCUUGUAAGGAGUCAAUAGAGAAUGGAAAAGUUCUAUUCGAUAUACUCAAAGAGCGACCUGAGAUUACAGCCCAUAUUGACGAGACGAAGCUCUCGCAAGUUUGUGACCCGACAAAAUACUUCGGAGCAAGCUGCCUCAUGGUAGACAAUAUGAUCAGAGUUGCAGACUUCUCGACGAAUACGCAGAAGUAUGUCAACGGUACAAACGGAUUUAAAGCAUGA
This is a messenger RNA of Phaeoacremonium minimum UCRPA7, 1143 nucleotides long. Its product is annotated as putative 3-carboxy- -muconate cycloisomerase protein. The record is from RefSeq and is a predicted model, not a curated record. Bases 1 to 1143 code for a protein of 380 amino acids. Gene Ontology annotation, molecular function: catalytic activity. The transcript is spliced from 2 exons. Lineage: Eukaryota; Fungi; Ascomycota; Sordariomycetes; Togniniales; Togniniaceae.